Messenger RNA from Telopea speciosissima, 3090 nucleotides. RefSeq names its product putative disease resistance protein RGA3. NCBI's taxonomy places the organism in Eukaryota, Viridiplantae, Streptophyta, Magnoliopsida, Proteales, Proteaceae. Gene Ontology annotation, biological process: defense response to other organism. Gene Ontology annotation, molecular function: ADP binding. The record is from RefSeq and is a predicted model, not a curated record. Bases 1 to 3090 code for a protein of 1029 amino acids. The transcript is spliced from 2 exons.
AUGGUUGAUGCUUUAGUUUCCAUCGUCAUCCAGCAAUUGGCCACAAUUGUCGAAAAGGACGUCAACAACCUCUCCUAUUCUUUUACGAAAAUCCGUGCUGCGCUCAAAGAUGCUGAAAAGAAGCAAAUCUUGGAUGAUUCGGUGCGGCGUUGGUUACAAGAUGUGACAGACGUAGUUUAUGACGUUGAUGAUGUGUUGGAUGAGUGGAAGACUGAAAUUCUCCAAUCACAAAUACAUGGAGUUGAUCACGAAGGUCGCAUCAGCCCGACUUAUAAGAAGGUAUGCCCCAGCAACUUGUUUUCUACUUGCUGCUUUCGUUUCGAGCGAACCGGGUUACGCCAUGACAUUGGUAAUAGGAUAAAGGAUAUAAAUAAAAGGGUAGAUGAAAUUGCAAGUUUGCAAGAAAAGUUUGGUUUUAUUCAGGAAACUACUACUGCUAGAAAUGAUGACAUUAUAGAUAUGCCAAUUAUAAGCAGGAGUCUAGAAAGUAGUUCACUCGUCGUUGAUGUCUGUGAAGUGUUUGGUCGCGACAGUGAUAAAAAUGUCAUAAUAAGCAAGUUGCUAAGCGAGGGCAGUAAACAAGUAGUGGGUUAUGGAAUCCCCAUCAUUUCCAUUGUGGGUAUGAGCGGUAUGGGUAAAACAACAUUAGCCCAACUUGCCUUCAAUGAUUAUAGGGUGAAGAAUCAUUUCAAUAAGAGAAUGUGGGUACAUGUGUCCAAAUCCUUUGAUAAAAAGAAGGUUGCCAUGAAUAUUAUUAAAGAAAUCGGUGGUAAUACAGUCUCCCAAGAAGACAAUAUUUCCUGGGAAGAUGUGCAUCGUCAACUGAAUAGUUUUGUUGAUGGAAAGCGUUUCCUACUCGUGUUAGACGAUGUGAGGAAUGAGGAUCCUAUAAAAUGGGAUCCAUUGAGGCUUUCUCUCAAACACGGUAUCCAAGGAAGUAGAAUUCUUGUCACAACACAGAAUGUAAGGGUUGCUGAUAUGAUGCGUACAACAUAUGUCCAUAGAUUAGGGAUGUUGUCCGAUGAAGACUGUUGGUCAUUGUUGAGACAUUAUGCCUUUGUUGGAAGGCAAGAAAAAGAAGAGUGUGAGAAGUUGAAAGAUAUUGGUAUGGAACUCGCAAAGAAGUGUAAGGGGUUGCCUCUUUCAGCAAAGACUUUAGGAAGUCUUUUGUGCUUCAAAAAGUCAAGGCAAGAUUGGCAAUAUGUGUUGGAGAGUGAUGUAUGGAGCAUGGUUGUAUCAAGCGUUGAUAAACCAAUCUUGCCGGCUCUGUUACUAAGCUAUAAUGAUUUGCCCUCUCAUUUGAAACAAUGCUUUGCUUAUUGUUCUCUCAUCUCGAGAGAUUAUUUAUUUGAAAAAUUACCCACAAUCAAAGAAUGGAUUGCACAAGGAUUUCUUAGUGACAGUUUGACAGCAAGCAGUGGAGAUUUGGUGACAGUAGGUGAUGAGUACUUCAAUAAUUUGGUCAUGCGUUCAUUUUUUCAAAAAGACAUUCGAUAUAUGAAUAGUAGAAAUGAAUAUUACCAAAUGCAUGAUCUUGUCUAUGAUUUUGCAAACUCCCUUGUAGAGAAUGAAUCUUGUACUUUGACAACUAAAGAUGGCUUUAGUAGAGUCCGUCAUUUAUCUCUAUUAAUGAAAGGAACAAGUACAAUUCCUUCUUUCAUUUACAAGGCAAAGAGUCUACGCACUCUUAAAGUAUAUGGAGGACAGAUUCCUGCAGUUUCUUCUGAGUUAUUUCAUCACUUAACGUGUCUGAGGACAUUAAGUUUGGAUGAGACUUAUAUUGAAGAGCUACCAAACGAGAUAGAGAAGUUGAUACAUCUAAGGUACCUUAGCUUGUCCAAGGCAAGGUUUAAAGAACUACCUAAAACAGUGGAAAAUCUGCACAAUUUGCAUAUAUUAAACCUUCACAGAUGCAAUUAUCUUUAUAAGCUACCUAAAGGGAUUGGGAGAUUGGUCAAUUUGAUAGAUCUUGAUCUGACAGAAUGUUCCCGACUAAGCUACUUACCAGAAGGGAUAGGAAGAUUAAGUAGACUGUGUGGUUUGUCAGACUUCAUUAUCGGUGGUGGGGUUGAGAGAGGACGAGGAUGUAAAAUUGGAGAACUAAAAGAUCUCAACUUCCUCAGAGGUUCUCUAAGGAUAAUAGGUGUGGGGAGAGUGGAAAAUGGAAAUGAGGCUAAGAUGGCAUGCUUGCAGAAUAAGCAACACCUUCGUGCUCUUCAUGCAGACUUCAUGAUUUUCUCCAAUUUGGUUUUCUUGGAACUGCGUGAUUGUAAGAAUUGUAAGCAAUUGCCUCCAAUUCUAGGGAAACUACCAUCCCUUGAAACCCUUGUAAUAGUUGGAAUGGAUUUGGUGAAAUUCAUGGGUGUAGAGUAUUUUGGAAUCAAUGAUGAUGGUGCUACAACAAGUGACGGUGGGAUGGUUGACACAACUAUAUUCCCAAAGUUGAAAGUAUUUCAGUUGGGUGCGAUGCAGAAGUUGGAGGAGUGGGAUGUAAGAAGAGUACAAGAAGAAGAAGAAGAUGGGAAAAAAGAAUUGAUCAUCUUUAUGCCGUGUCUCCAGUAUCUUCUUCUUAUUGGUUUGCCCAAGUUAAGGUCGUUUCCACAACACCUUACCCGGGGGGCUACAUCCUUGAGGAAAUUGUUCAUAUGGGAAUGUCCAAAAUUGAAUUGGAUGAUGCCAUCAUCUCCAUCUUCUGCCUCCCAUGAUCUUCCUUAUCUACAUGUUGAGGAGUUAAUUUUAAAAUGGGAUGCAGGUUCAUUUUCAAAGUCAUUUUUAGUACCAAACAACAACAACAAUAAUCACAUGUUGUUUCUCCCUAAGCUCAAGUUGCUGCGUGUGAGACAAUCACCUCAAACCUCGUUACCUCAAGGCUUGGGGAAACUCACAUCACUUGAGAUUCUGGAUAUCCGAACCUGUUCUGAGAUCCAGUCAAUACCUGAGGGGGAGUUGAAGCAUCUCACCGCACUUCAAGAGUUGAGGAUCGUGAGAUGUCCUGCCUUGAGAAAACGUUGCCAAAUGGAGAUUGGAGAAGAUUGGAACAAGAUAUCCCACAUCCCAAACAUCUUCAUUGAUGACAAGAAGAUCAAAUGA